AUUUAUUAAAGUUGAAAAUCCACAGAGAUAUGUACAUUUUUGGGAAAUCAACAUGAAAAUUAAUGCAAAGAAUAUUUUAACACUAAAACUAAAACUAAAACUGACGGGGUUGUGGGAUGAGACCUAA
This is a messenger RNA of Racocetra persica, 127 nucleotides long. The record is from the annotation of a GenBank genome assembly. NCBI's taxonomy places the organism in Eukaryota, Fungi, Glomeromycota, Glomeromycetes, Diversisporales, Gigasporaceae.